GAUGGGAUGGGAUGUUGCAGGCGGCUGCAGACUCGCAGUCAGCAGGCACUUUCCAGACGAUGAUGGCGAUGCGCCGUGGCCUCCGGGGGUUCUUUCGUCUUUUUCUUCUUCUUCUUUUUCUUCUUCUUCUUCCUCUUCUCUCAGUCUGACGAGGCUCUCUAGAGCUUGAGUGGCAGCGCUGAUGUCAAGUGGGUGACCCAACUCUUUGGACUCUUACAACACAACCAAAAAGAGACGGCAACAUUCCCAUUCUAGAUACAAAUAUAUUCGGGCAAGAAGCGGCGCGCCGUCAAACGGUGACACGACAAGGGAUCUACCCCCAAAUUCUUGUCAUGACCAAGCGCGCACGUCUCGCAAGAGAACAGCAACAGCUCCGCACCUCACUUCCGCAACGCAUACACUGAGCGAGCGUCCUCGAGACUCGAGGUACAGUGAGGUAUAUCUCUACAUACACCACUGACUUGCACAGAGCCUUGCCUUGUGCUCAUAGGCCGCCGACGGUAUAAUAUGUAAGCUCUUCAGCAUCCAGAGUGGCCGCGACUACAUCGACCUCUUCGAAAACACCGCUCACGCAACGCAUCACCAGGCGAGCAAGAUGCAAGAAAGCGUGACAGACAAAGAAACUCACCUCAUAUGGGACUGCCGCCGGGCGCGGCCAACGCUUCCAAGUGACCGCACCACUACAGCUUGCGCAGUGCUUGGACCAAACCAAGCAAGGUUGGAGGAAUACGACGCCGACAUGAGUAGCGCCAGACGCUAUGCCGCUCUAAGCAUCCGGAUUCAUCCAGUGUCCACCAUGAGCCCACGAGUUGACGAGCCCCAGAGAGACCAAAAGAGGUAGCAGAUAACGGCGCUGCGCCGUGAGAUGCGGUCAAUGAGAUCCUCGGCCAACCCAAAAUUCUCCCAGCCGCAGCCGCAGCCGCACGCCUACUCCACCGUCCUCAAACGCUGCACGCUUACCGUUUUCAGACAUGGGCAUGGUUAUGAGAAGCUGCCGAUGAUGGAGACGGGCAUUUGCUGUGGGAAAGCCCUGGAAUGACGCGUUGUAGUGUACAUGGGAGUUAGA
This is a messenger RNA of Colletotrichum destructivum, 1066 nucleotides long. RefSeq lists its product as uncharacterized. The transcript has a single exon. Bases 596 to 841 code for a protein of 81 amino acids. NCBI's taxonomy places the organism in Eukaryota, Fungi, Ascomycota, Sordariomycetes, Glomerellales, Glomerellaceae. The record is from RefSeq and is a predicted model, not a curated record.